This is a messenger RNA of Osmerus eperlanus (European smelt), 2550 nucleotides long. RefSeq lists its product as uncharacterized. Gene Ontology annotation, biological process: proteolysis. Bases 349 to 2424 code for a protein of 691 amino acids. Gene Ontology annotation, molecular function: calcium-dependent cysteine-type endopeptidase activity; calcium ion binding. The transcript is spliced from 20 exons. The record is from RefSeq and is a predicted model, not a curated record. Gene Ontology annotation, cellular component: cytoplasm. NCBI's taxonomy places the organism in Eukaryota, Metazoa, Chordata, Actinopteri, Osmeriformes, Osmeridae.
ACAUACCAGUGGAGCCAUCGUUUACGCAACCUACUUGUCUGCGCCUGCACUUUUCACAGUUCUGAUUUACCCGGGGCGGGGGGAGUUGCACCGUAACAUACAGGCUACGUGGUAAAGCGAAACGGCGAAUAGCUUAGCAGCAGUGUGCAGCGACACUGUUUUACACAGCGGCCAACUUAGAAUACAGGUGUGCUGCGUCGAGGGCGUGGCCUUUCUGCAAGGUAGCCUAAAUGAGCAGGCGAUUGUAGGGAAACGAACUUCUGUGGGUUGUUGCGCACGACUUAAAACCAUACGUUUGUCAAAGGGUUUCAGUUCCUAUGUGAGAUAUUUACACAAUUAGAUAAAGUUAUGAAUGACAGGAAUGAGAAUCCGCCUCCGUCCCCGAAGAAGCAGGAGUCCGUGGAGGCACCGAGUGAUCCGCUUGGAGGGUCAGGCCGGUGGUUGUCCUCGACAUUCAGUAAUUCCAAAAACGAAAACACAGUAGUGGAUGACAAGCUGUUCGUGGACAGAGACUUUCCAAUGGGGGACGUCCUUCAGCCCACUAUGAUGUGGAGACGCCCGAAGGAUAUCUGCCCGGCGCCUCAGUUCAUCGUGGACGGAGCCACUCGUAUGGACGUGUGCCAGGGCAUCCUCAAUGACUGCUGGUUCCUGUCUGCCGUGGCGUCCCUGUCUCUCUACCGGCCCCUGCUGGAGAGGGUGGUUCCUGAGGGUCAGAGCUUUCAGGAGGGCUACGACGGAUGCUUUCACUUCCGGUUCUGGCAGUACGGCCGGUGGGAGAAGGUUAUGGUGGAUGACCUGCUGCCCACCCAGGAAGGCAGGCUGGUGUACAUGAGCUCCUCAGACCAGCAGGAGUUCUGGAGCGCCCUGCUGGAGAAGGCCUACGCAAAGCUGAAGGGAGGUUACCGGGCGUUGAACAUGGGCUUCCCCCACGAGGCCAUGGUGGACAUGACGGGCGGGGUGACAGAGGUGCUGCUAGUGUCCUCCCUGCCCAGGGACCUGCUCUCCUUCCUCAGACCCCUGCUGGACAAGGGAGCCCUCAUCAACUGUGCCAACUCCCAGGGCUCCCUGGAGCAGAGGAACGAGCUGGGGAUCAUGUUCAGACACGCCUACUCCAUCACCGGCCUGGAGCAGGUGAAGACCAUGAGUGAGGUAGUGGACCUGGUUCGUGUUCGGAACCCCUGGGGCAGGGUGGAGUGGGAGGGGCCUUGGAGUGACAGCAAUGGGCCAGAGUGGAGUAAGGUCAGUGAGGUGGAGCAGGGGCGUCUGAACAGGGUUGUGAAGGACGAUGGAGAAUUCUGGAUGCAGGUGUCAGACUUCCGUCAGAACUUCGAGAUGAUGGAGGUGUGCCACCUGACAGAGGAGUCCCUGAGCCGGCCGGGCGGCGCCCAGCACCCCUGGCACUGCACGCUGCAUCAGGGGAGCUGGGUGGAGCGCCUCAGCGCUGGAGGAUCACCCAGAGGAGGCUGGUACUGGCAGAACCCCCAGUUCCACCUGACCCUGCUGGAGGAGGACGAUGACCCCUGUGACCCCGAGCUGAGCUGCUCCCUGCUGGUGGCCCUCAUGCAGAAGCACCAGAGACGCUCCGGGGUCAACCUGGCCAUCGCUGUGGACAUCUACCAGGCCAGGGCCCCAGGUGGCUACCUGUCCUCCCUGGACCUCAGCCUGCUCCGCCCCGUCCUCAGCAGUGGGGCCUACGCCCCUCGACGGGAGGCCGUGAUUCGCGGUCGCCUAGCACCCGGCCAUUACGUCAUCAUCCCUUCCACGGAGCAGACCAAUCAGCAGGGAGAGUUCAUCCUGAGGGUGUUGACCGAGAAGGGAAACGCUGCGAUGCCUGCAGACAAGCCUGGGUCUGAGGGGAGCAUACCUGAACAGCCCCUGUCGCCCCACCUGUCUGCUCUACCUUCCACUGAGGAGGCCCGGGCACUCUUUAAGAAGCACUGCAACCAGAAGGGGCAGUGCAAGCCCCUGGAGCUCUACAACCUGCUGACAGAGGCCAUCAGAGGAGGAGUGUUGGCAGGUUGUGAGAAGAGGCUGUCUCUGGAACACUGCAAGAGCUUGGUGGUGUUAGUGGACAGCCAGGGUCUGGCCCGGCUGGACUGGACGGCAUUCCAAGCGCUGUGGGACAAGAUCAGGAUAUGGACGCAUAUAUUCCUCAAGUUUGACAGGAAUAAAUCCCAGAGUUUGGAGUACCCGGAGGUGGCGCCUGCUUUGAAGGCUGCAGGCUUGCAGGUGGAUGACUUCAUCCUGCAGCUGAUCGGCCUGCGCUACACUGAGCCGGACAUGACCGUCAGCUACCCUGGGUUCCUGUACCUGCUGAUGAAGCUGGAGAGCAUGAUCCGUAAAUUUCAAGCGUAUGACAUGGUGGGAAUGGGUACCAUAUCUAUCAGCUACAGACAGUGGCUUCACAUGACGAUGUACAGCUGAGCUUCUCCCUUACAGCACCACAAACUUCCUGUUUCUGUGUUUUCAUUAUCGUUUCCGUUUUCAACAUUUAACUUUGACACCUGAAGUUGUUUAAUGCAUCCUAAUUGCAAUAAAGAUUUUAUAUAA